This is a messenger RNA of Syngnathus typhle (broad-nosed pipefish), 2989 nucleotides long. Its product is annotated as kynurenine--oxoglutarate transaminase 1-like. Bases 177 to 2657 code for a protein of 826 amino acids. Gene Ontology annotation, biological process: biosynthetic process. NCBI's taxonomy places the organism in Eukaryota, Metazoa, Chordata, Actinopteri, Syngnathiformes, Syngnathidae. Gene Ontology annotation, cellular component: mitochondrion; cytoplasm. Gene Ontology annotation, molecular function: L-kynurenine:2-oxoglutarate transaminase activity; pyridoxal phosphate binding. The record is from RefSeq and is a predicted model, not a curated record. The transcript is spliced from 25 exons.
CCACCCCGGAAGUGAUGACGUAACCAUGGAAUUUGAGCUCUCGCUUAAGUGUCCCCCGCAACUAUUCGCUAAUCUGUAACAUGAAACUUGUUCGGUUAACUAUAUACGGCACUAUAUUGUCUAUUUAAAAGUCAGUCACUCUUGUUAGCCAUAACCUAGCAAUGGUUCAUUAGCCCAUGGGAGUCCUCGCCGGGAGUCUUGCAAGUCGCUGCGUCGGUACGCUUCGAAAGUUCCCAAAGACAGUCAUGUCACGAAGAUUUCACGCGAGCCGGAUCGAAGGAGUGGACAAAAACGUUUGGGUGGAGUUCACCCAAUUGGCAGCCGACUACAAUCCCGUCAACCUCGGGCAGGGUUUCCCGGACUUCGGCCCUCCGGAAUACAUCCAAGAAGCCUUCUGUGAAGCCCUGCGCGGCGGUCCCUCCAUGCACCAGUACACGCGCGCCUUUGGCCACCCACGUCUGGUAAAUAGUCUGGCCAAGUUCUUCAGCGGCAUCGUGGGCCAGAAGAUCCAUCCCAUGGAGGACGUCCUGGUGACGGUGGGCGCUUACCAGGCGCUCUUCUGCGCUUUCCAAGCGCUGGUGGACGAGGGGGACGAGGUGAUCAUCGUGGAGCCUUUCUUCGACUGCUACCAGCCUAUGGUGAAGAUGACGGGCGGGAAGGCCGUUUACAUCCCUCUGAGGCCAAAAGUCGAAGGCGGCGGAGCCCUGUCAAGCGGCGACUGGGUCCUGGACUCCGACGAGCUGGCGGCGAAAUUCACCCCACGCACCAAAGCCGUUGUCAUCAACACGCCCAACAACCCGCUGGGAAAGGUGUACACCGAGGAAGAGCUGCAAAUGAUCGCCGACCUGUGCAUCAAACACGACGCGCUGUGCUUCAGCGACGAGGUGUACGAGUGGCUCACUUACGACGGAGCCCAGCAUGUGAAAAUAGCCAGCCUGCCCGGCAUGUGGGAGCGGACCGUCACCAUCGGGAGCGCCGGCAAGACCUUCAGCGCCACCGGAUGGAAGGUGGGCUGGGCCAUCGGCGCUGGACGCAUCCUCAAACACAUGAAGACCGUCCAUCAGAAUAGCGUGUACCACUGCGCCACAGCUGCUCAGGAAGCGGUAGCUCGCGGCUUCGAACGUGAGUUGGAAACGUUGGGCUCGGCGGACAGCUACUUCCGCCAGCUGCCGCGCGCGCUGCAGCGGAAGCGGCACAAGCUGGCCUCGUGUCUGGAGAGCGUGGGCCUGAAGCCCAUCAUGCCGCAGGGGGGCUACUUCAUGAUAACCGACAUCUCCUCUGUCGAGGUGGAUCUCGCUGACCCGGGCGCAAAAGACGAAGCCUACGACUUCCGAUUUGUCAAAUGGCUCAUUAAAGAGAAGGGCUUGGCAACAAUUCCCGUGUCAGCCUUCUACAGUGCCGAGCACGGCAAAGACUUUGACAAAUACAUCCGAUUCUGCUUCGUCAAGGAGGACUCCACUCUGGAUGCAGCAGAGGCCAUCCUGAGAACGUGGAAGGCUGCACGUGACUCACGUGUUGUCGCGAAAAUCAUGUCUCCCGGCGUCGCUACGAAGAGAUCAAAACCAUCCUCCUCUCAGCCGGAGGAAAAGGUUGACUGGAGGAAAAAGAAAGCACAACUCAAGGAGGCCAAGAGGCAGAGGAAAGAGGCCAAGCUGAUCAAACAGCUAGAAAAUCAGAAACAAAAAGAGGCUGCUGAGAAGGAAAAAGCAGAGGAGACGCACACACACCACAAAGAAGGUCGAGCGUACACGGUGAGCGUGGCUCUGCCGGGCUCGGUCUUGGACAACGCUCAGUCCGCCGAACUACGCACUUACCUGGCGGGACAGAUCGCCCGCGCCUGCGUCAUCUUUUCCGUGGAUGAGAUUAUCGUCUUUGAUGAGCAAGGCGAAGAUGUCAAGAGCGUGGAAGGCGAGUACAAAGGAAUCGGGAAGAAAGGCCAAGCGUGCGUCCAGCUGGCCAGAAUCCUCCAAUUCCUGGAGUGUCCACAGUACCUGCGCAAGAUGUUCUUCCCAAAGCAUCAAGACUUGCAGUAUGCAGGACUUCUGAACCCUUUGGACAGUCCGCACCACAUGAGGAUGGACGAGGAAUCGGAAUACCGGGAGGGCAUCGUCCUGGACAGGCCCACCAGAGCGGGCAAAGGUUCUUUGGUCAACUGCGGCAUGAGGAAGGAGGUGCAGAUCGACAAGCAGCUACAGCCGGGCUUGAGAGUCACCGUUCGUCUUAACGUGCCGCUGAAGCAAGAGGGCAAGACAUACAAGGGCGUGGUGGUUGCUCCUCACGUGCCCACCACGGAAGGCGGCCUUUACUGGGGCUACAGCGUCCGCCUGGCAUCCUGUCUCAGCGCCGUUUUCACAGAAAGUCCCUACAAGGACGGCUACGACGUGACGGUCGGCACAUCGGAAAAAGGCAGCAAUGUGGACGAGGCCUCGCUGCGGCCAUUCAAGCAUCUUCUGGUGGUCUUUGGAGGAGUCCAGGGACUGGAGUCCAGUCUGGAUGCCGAUCAGAACCUGGACGUGACGUGUCCUAGCGUCCUCUUUGACCUCUACCUCAACACGUGUCCUGCCCAGGCCAGCCGCACCAUUCGCACGGAGGAAGCCAUUUUAAUCUCCAUGUCCACGCUGAGGCCGAAGAUAGCGGCUGCCUUUUCCAGUACCUAAAAAUGUCACAGGUCCUUCCUUUUUUUUGCAAAGAUAGAUGAAAGUAAAAACACCACAACGUUAUAGUCAAAUCAAUACGAUGUUUACUUCAGCCAAGUCAACAAAAGCUCUGCUUCCUUUCAAACGUCAAACUAAUCCAGCAAGUCAUUAGGCGAGCGGCUUUGGCCAUCCGUCAAAACGGGAAGCGCCAGCAUGCACUCGACGAGCUUUCCUUCCCCUAAUUGAUGCUGGGAAGCAAAAGUGCAUCGUGAUAAAUAAGAUCAAGAUAAAAAGACUGCAAAGUUGUAAAAAAGAACUCACAACGAAUCAAGAACAAAACAUUCCACACGUCA